This is a messenger RNA of Sphaeroforma arctica JP610, 1598 nucleotides long. RefSeq lists its product as hypothetical. Lineage: Eukaryota; Ichthyosporea; Ichthyophonida. The record is from RefSeq and is a predicted model, not a curated record. The transcript has 6 exons. The coding region runs from base 1 to 1578 and encodes 525 amino acids. Gene Ontology annotation, biological process: ribosomal small subunit export from nucleus; ribosomal small subunit biogenesis. Gene Ontology annotation, cellular component: preribosome, small subunit precursor; cytosol; nucleus.
AUGUCCUCAACCCUAAUCCCACAACCAAACUAUCGCUCAAUCCUAAUCCUACGACCAAAUUAUCGGUGCGCAGAAAAUGCCCGCAAGUCCAAGCAGGCCGAACAGGGCAUCUACUACGACGACAACUACGACUAUCUCAAGCACUUGAAAACCGUAGGCGAAGACCCGGAAGGCGUGCUCAUAGCGGCGCCAAAACGAAAAGGGGUGCACAUUCCAGACCCAACCGCCCCGAUUAUCGACCUGCCCGCGGAUGUGUUUGCGUCGGAAACGCAGAACGAGGUAGGUAUGCUGAAUUUGGCGGCGCCGAGAACGGGGUUGAACGUGGAUGUGGACUUUGAGAUGCUGGCGCAGUUGGAUAGCGAUGCAGAACACGACGACGAGUGGGCUAUGGGAGAUGACUUUAUUGAGCUAGGCGAAGGUGAUGGAGAGGGUAUUGUGGAUGAGGGCCAUGACGAUGAUGCACACCAUGCGGAUGAUACCACGUGGCACUUUAUGAAGAACAAGAACAACACGAGCGCAGCCGCGGGAUCGCUCAGUGGUGGUAGUUACAGCAGCGGAAGCGUGCGAGGCGGGAGAAGCGAUGAUGAUUUCGAAGACUUUGCGGACGAAGAAGUGCAAUCCACCACCUCCCGUUUUACUGAGUACUCCAUGACGUCUUCCGUCAUGCACCGAAACGACAAGCUGCAGUUGCUAGACGAUCAGUUUGAAUCGGCCUGUGUUCUAUUUAUAUCACAGAUCUACGCCCAGUACGAUGAGGAGGACAUGGGUGAGCUGGACGAAGAAACCACUGAGGGCCGCAAAGAACUAGAUGACUUUAACGACCUGCUAGACGAGUUUAUGGCGACAAAAGAAAUCGGCAAGCGUGUGGGCGGUCCUGAAGGUUUCCUUCAUCCCGAUAAAGACGUCAUCAAUAGCGACGCCGUUCAGAGGAGUAUAGCGGGCGCUGUUGAAGAGGUACUAUCGGAUGACGAACGCACCCGACAACGCCUGCACAACGAGAAGAAAGACGAGUGGAUCAAAGAACGGCUCAUGGACGAACUAGAGGAGAAGCGCAUACGCGAGAACAACGCAUGGGAUUGCGAGACGAUAGUCAGCACGUACUCGAACAUCUACAACCACCCCACACUGAUCAAAGAGUCACACACCCGCUCACGAAGGCGUAAGGGGGCCGAGGGAGAUGGGGAGAAAGAGGUCUUGGGGGAAAGUUCGGUACCGGUGGCGGAGGGUGAGAGUGUUGAGAUUGAGACGGGUAAAGGUAGUGGGAAGGGUGUAGGUAACGUGAUUGUAGAGGUGGAUGUGAAGGUGAAAGGGAAUAAGGAUGUAGGAGACUCCCCGGAUGAGGAUGCUGCGAGUGAUUCCGGUAAUGAGAGCGGAGAGGACGAAGAGCCUCUGAAUAAGGGCCAAAAGCGAGACAAGACCGAGAGUAAGGCCGAGAAAAAGGCGAGAAAGGCCGCGGUUAAACAGGAACGACACGCGCGAAGAGCCAACAAGAAGACGACCAAGGGUGUGUACAAGCAGGAGGAACUCAGACAGGAAAAGCUGGUCAAGGGCAAGGUCAAUGUAGUGGAUCUCAGUUAGGUUAAGACGGUUAUAUUGGC